AUGGUUGGCGGAAAAAGGACAAGAAAUUUCGAUGACGACGAUGGAUACCGUGAUUUUCGCCCCAGAAUGCCCAAAAGGCAGCGAGUUCCACCCGUUGUACAACUUUGCAAAGAAAUGAUGCCAGAUAUCAGGACUUUAGGGGAAACUGUUAAGGCUUUCGAAGAAGACAUCAAGUUUUUAAGUGAAGCCAUCGCGAACGAGUUUGGAAACGAAGAAUAUUUCAGAAAUGCGCUUUUGAGUACGCUCUACGCUGUGGUUGUCGAACAGCCACACAAACAACCAGCAAUUGCUCUUUUGACUAUGGUGGUGAAUUCUAUGAAUCCAGUUGCCGGCAAAAGUGUUUUGAAUCACUUUUUUGGCAAGCUGCAAGAAUGGUGCGACAUUAGUAUUGACGAAUCUUUCCAGGUUACAUCAAGUGAAACAGGGCCUUGGAAUAAAGUCAAGCUUUUGCUAAGAUUUUUGUCUUUGCUGUCACCCAUGGUUGAAGAAGACGAGCUGCUUUUGCUCUACAAAAAGCUCUUUGAACUAAGUGUAGGAUUGAACAACCUCAACCCUGAGAAGCGCAACCCGCUCUCCGAAGCUAUUUACAGCAACACUCUAUUGAAUAUCCCAUACUUGUUUUUUUUCUCAAAAGAGAACGAGCGACUAAGAGGGAAAGUUGCGGACUUAGUGUCCGAAGUUGAAAGUACUUACCUUGUGAAAAACACUGAUUUGUCCUUAAUCAGAGAGUACAACAAAAACCCUCCCUACGAAUCUGUUCAGUGGGUGAAGGCUGUACUUCCGAACGUGAAAAGAGUGCUAGCUAACGACAUGCAGCAAAUUUCAGAAUUGUUCCCUGACUAUACCACAAUGAUGAAAGAUCAACCAGGAGAUCAAGGCUUCAAUGACCCAUUGAACUUACCUACCAUCGAACAAUUGGAACCAUUUAGCGGUUUAGAUAGGGGUUUGGGAUCCAUCGAUGGUAUGUGGAAAGUACCAAGAUACUCAUUCAGAGUUUACCUAGCCAAUGAAGUUGGUGAAUUCGAGACAGUUGUUCCCUUUACGACCUACGCUGGUAUGCUCUUUGAAGACUUAAUUAUCGACAUUAUUGAAAGCAUGGAGUUCAACCGUAAGGAAGUUGCUAAGCAGGUAGUUACAUUGGAUCUAUUUUUCAAACCAGGAAUAUUUGCAGAGCCAGGUCAAUCAAUAGCCCAGCUGAUUGCCCUUCACGAGGAAAACCCGAUUAUUACUACUUACAAAAUUGAAGAUCUGGCUAUAGAGAAGAUCUUGAGCAUGAUAUUCAAAUUACCCAACGUAUCCCACCCUUUUGCAUAUUUCUAUACUCUACUAGUAGAGAUUUGUCAAAACUCUCCGAAGGCUAUCGCACCCGUUUUUGGAAGAGCAUUUAGAUACUUUUUCAACAACUUGGAUGAAUUGGAUCUUGAGUUGAAAUUGAGGUAUUUGGAUUGGUUCUCAAUUCAAAUGAGUAACUUCAGCUUUUCUUGGAAAUGGAAUGAAUGGGAGGAUGAGUCCAUAAAGUUCAGCAAAACAUUUUACAGCCCAAAGGUCACUUUCAUGAGAAACUUAAUCAGAAAAGAACUAAGGCUUACUUCUAGUAAGAGUGAUGUUGAAGACAGUCUAACCGAGGAAUUCAAACCCUACACGGACAGCUCAUUCGUACCAAAAAGCGACCUCAUCAAUUACUAUCAAUCAUUCUUCAAAGAUUUCGAAAUUGACAUCGAUCUCCUGAAAGAUAAUGACCUAUUUUUCAUCCAACCAUGUUUUCCAUUUAACGAGACAGUCCAAAAUGUCAUAAAUUACUUUCACAAACAACCCUUAGAGAGAAGCUCAUCGGAGCUUAUGACAAUUUUCGAGGAAUUGCAGAACAAUCACGGGAACAUCAUUCAUGAUAUUAACAGAUUGGUGGUUACAAUUUUGAUGCAAUCUUUGGCAUUCUCGGGAAAUAGAUCUCUAUCUCACGCUAAUAAGUACAUUGGUGACUCGAGGAACGAUCUUCUGGACAUAAUGGGCAAAAUGGAAGUGGAUCAAGAAUUAAAGGAAAGAUGGAUCAUAGAAGCCGUUAUUCGCUAUUGGAACAGCAACUCUCAAAAUGGUUACUUGAUAUUGGACACGUGCAAAAAUUUUGAACUUAUUUCUGCGAAAAGUAUCCUAAAUUUCUCGUUUUUGGAGGAUAACGAUCGAAACUGGGGUUUAGUUGAUGCAACCUCAGUGGAGUCCACCUUUAGGACCCUCACAGAACUUUCUCUCCGCAGAGAUGCGAGCGUGGAAACCUUUUUGUAUGUGUUUGAAAGACUUGUGGAAAUAGCUUCCGAGACUGUUGAAAAGUUAGGCGUCGCUUCCGAUGUUGCAGUCGUGGUGCCCAAAGAUUCUACCGCCAUCCGCGAACUUGAGCUUUCAUGGAAAUACGAGAGCUGUUUGGGUUUCAUCAAGAGCAUUCUGAGAAAAUAUGCAGAUGAAUAUACUCCUGGUUUAGAACAACUUAAUUCAAUCUUAGACGGUAAGGUUGCCCAUGAACGAACCAGACAGACCAUACAAAAUUGGUUGAGGGAAUUGAAAGAGCUUUGA
This is a messenger RNA of Lachancea nothofagi CBS 11611, 2565 nucleotides long. The record is from the annotation of a GenBank genome assembly. Lineage: Eukaryota; Fungi; Ascomycota; Saccharomycetes; Saccharomycetales; Saccharomycetaceae.